Pomacea canaliculata is the source of this 1501-nucleotide messenger RNA. RefSeq names its product eukaryotic translation initiation factor 3 subunit E-A-like. Gene Ontology annotation, biological process: translational initiation. Lineage: Eukaryota; Metazoa; Mollusca; Gastropoda; Architaenioglossa; Ampullariidae. The transcript is spliced from 12 exons. Gene Ontology annotation, cellular component: cytoplasm; eukaryotic translation initiation factor 3 complex; nucleus. Bases 31 to 1347 code for a protein of 438 amino acids. Gene Ontology annotation, molecular function: translation initiation factor activity. The record is from RefSeq and is a predicted model, not a curated record.
CGUCAUUUCCGUCACGUUUUACCCUGCAAUAUGGCAGAAUUUGAUCUUACACCGAAAUUGUGCCAAUAUUUGGAUCGCCAUUUAGUAUUUCCUCUUCUAGAGUUCUUGUCAGUAAAAGAGCUUUAUGAUGAGAAAGACAUGCUGCUUGGGAAGUUGGAGUUGCUUAGCAACACCAAUAUGGUAGAUUUUGCAAUGGAUGUGCAUAAAAAUCUCUAUCCUGAUCAGCGUGAUCCAGUCUCUCUCCGUGAGAAACGCCAGGAGGUGGUGACGAAGCUUAAGAGCCUUCAAGCAGAGACUGAUGACAUCAUCAAAAUCUUUGAAGAACCAGAGGUACAAAGACAGAUACAGAGCUCUAGGGAUGGCAGACAGUUGUUUGAUUUUCUCUACAAAGAGUAUCAUUUCAAGCAGGAGAUGGUGGAUACUUUGUACAAUUAUGCCAAGUUUCAGUAUGAAUGUGGAAACUACUCAGGAACUGCUGAAUAUCUGUACUUUGUGCGAGUCUUGCUUCCACCCAGUGAUAAAAACUUCAUGAAUGCUUGCUGGGGCAAACUUGCAUCUGAGAUUCUGAUGCAGAGCUGGGAGGUGGCAUUAGAGGAUCUGAACAGAGUGAAGGACCUCAUUGAUAACAGUGGUGUUAAUGCACUUGAGGCAUUGCAGCAGCGUACAUGGCUUAUUCACUGGAGUCUGUUUGUCUUCUUCAACCACCCAAAAGGAAGGGAUCUCAUCAUUGAUCUGUUUUUGUAUCAGCCAAACUAUCUGAAUGCCAUUCAGACAAUGUGUCCCCAUAUUCUCCGUUACCUGACUACAGCUGUCAUCACAAACAAAGGUCGACGUCAGAAAGUUCUUAAAGAUCUGGUGAAAGUUAUCCAGCAGGAAUCCUACACCUACAAAGAUCCCAUCACAGAAUUUGUUAUGUGCUUGUAUGUCAACUUUGAUUUUGAUGGGGCACAACAGAAAUUGAGAGAGUGUGAGACUGUGCUGAUGAAUGAUUUCUUUUUGGUGGCUUGCCUGGAAGACUUCAUCGAGAAUGCACGUCUGCUCAUAUUUGAGACCUUCUGUCGGAUCCAUGAGUGCAUCAGUAUAAAUAUGUUGGCGGAAAAGCUGAACAUGACACCAGAUGAAGCAGAGCGUUGGAUUGUCAAUUUGAUACGCAAUGCUCGGCUGGAUGCCAAAAUUGAUUCAAAGCUGGGUCAUGUGGUGAUGGGUACCCAGGCAGUCUCUCCAUACCAACAAGUCAUAGAAAAGACAAAGAAUCUUUCCUUCCGUUCACAGAUGUUGGCAUUGAAUAUAGAGAAACGUGCUGGGCUGCACAGCAAAACAGAUAGUCAGUGGGGUGCACAGGACUAGAGGCACAUCACAAGUCAAGAGGUGAUAAAACUGGACAUUUCUUCUUGAGAACUACAAUUGUGCUGUAAUAUUGUAUAUGUAAUUUACCUGUGCUGGCUUUUUCCCUAAUGUAAAGACUGGGUAAUUAAAAACACAAUACAAUGUUUUUUGAGUC